GUCGCCAGAUCAAAGCGGGCGCGCGGGGGGAGGGGCGAAGCGGAGUGCAGGCGCGAAGCGGAGUGCAGGCGCGCGCCUCCUUCUCUCUCUCUCUCUCUCUCUCUCUCUCUCGGGGGCGGGACUAGGACUAUGAGCCCCCGGCAGUGCCGGGCCGGGCCGAGGAGGUAGCCGCGGGCGGAGCAGCGGAAGGAAGGAAGGGACUGGCGGCGGGCGAGGAGGGCGGAUGGGGACCCCGUCGGUGGCGGCUUCUGCGGCUGCCGGUGCUACUGCUGCUGUUUGAGCCUGGAGCCCCCGCGGCGCCGCGUCCGCCUGAGCCGAGGUGGGGGGAGCAUCUCCGGAUCGGCGGCCCGCCCCCCCGGGCCCCACCCACGUCCCCACCCAGCCAGGUCUGGGAAGCGACGGCCGCGGAAGCAGCAGCAGCAGCAGGAGGAGGAGGAGCGGGGGCUGCAGCGCCGCGCACAAAACCAGCAGCCAUGAGCGAGUCGGUUGUCUGCACCACUCGAGCAACUGUGAUGCUGUAUGACGAUGCCAACAAGAAAUGGGUGCCGGCGGGGAGUGGGCCCCAGGCCUUCAGCCGCAUCCAGAUCUACCACAGCCCCAUCAACAACACAUUCAGGGUGGUGGGGCGCAAGAUGCAGCCAGACCAACAGGUGGUCAUUAACAGUCCAAUAGUGAAAGGGCUGAAAUACAACCAGGCCACACCCAACUUUCACCAGUGGCGUGAUGCCCGCCAGGUCUGGGGGCUCAACUUUGGCACCAAAGAGGACGCUGGCCAGUUUGCUGGUGGAAUGAUGCACGCCCUGGAGAUGCUGGAUUCAGGAAACUCUGCACCACCUCGGCCCAUCCAAAACGGCCCCUCUGCAGACGAAGUCGCGGAGCAACAGAAAAGGCAGCAACAGCUAGAGAAGGAGCUGCAGGAGCAAGCGGAGCGGGAGCGGAGGGCGGCCCUCUCAGCACCUGCAGUGACCCCUUCAGGAGGAGGCCCUCCGCCCCCACCAGGACCGCCACCGGCGCCGCCAUGCCCACCCCCGGGCCUGCCCCCAGGACCUCUGGGCCCACCACCAGGAGCACCAGCAGGACCGCCACCCCCUCCAGGGCCUCCCCCACCUCCCGGCCCGCCGCCCUCGGGGGGGGGUCCUCCCCCAGCGCCGCCCCUCCCUCCUCCCCAGGGCCCUGCCGGAGGAGCUGGUCCACCCUCCGGCUUGGCUGCUGCUCUCGCCGGGGCGAAGCUCAAGAAGGUUGGCAAGGAGGAGGGGCCAAAGGCUGCACCUGGGGCUGCCCCCCCACCAAGUGGGCCAGGCGGGGGAGGGCUCAUGGAGGAAAUGAGUGCCAUGUUGGCGCGGCGGAGGAAGGUUGCAGAGCAGGGUGAGAAGCCCAUUCCAAAGAAAGAGGAAGGUCCCACGAACCAAGACGACACAGAAGCCACUGGUGCCAAAACCACAGAUUCCUUCCGGAGGCCUUGGGAAAAGGCUAGUACAACACUACCCAGGAUGAAAUCUGCUGGCGCAAUUUCUGGUCCGGAACCGGCAGGCGGUGGAGGAGAUGAAUCGGAGCUGGAACGGGUGAAACAGGAGCUUCUCCAGGAGGUCCGGCGGGAGCUACAGAAGGUGAAAGAGGAGAUCAUACAGGCGUUUGUAACAGAACUACGGAAGCGGGGAUCUCCUUAGGGACACCCCCCCAAAAAACCCCACUUGCCGGUGCCACCUGGAGUCAAGCAGUUUAAUUCUCCCGAAUGUGCAGAAAAGAAUAAAACAAGGAAAAAGAAGGAACAACCCAAUCACCCCCCUUUCCCCCCUCCCUGUGCACCAGAAGAGCUCCACCCACCCCCUCCCUGUCGGCUCCCAGGCCUCUGGCCCCCGCUGUGCAAUUUCAGGUGGGGGAGAGGGACAAUCUGUGGUGGCCCCCCACCCCAGGAAGGGCAGGGCCCCCGCCUGUGCCUUACCCAGAGCAAUAGCAGCGCCCCUUCUUCCUUACCUGCUCCCCCUGCAAUGAGGGGCUGUUCCCACGGGAGGUAGGGGGGCCAGUUCCCUGGCGGAACUGGCGCCUCCCCCCUUACACUGUGCCAUUCCCAGAGAGGGCCAGAUCCUCCUUCCUCACCCCUGCCCCCAUCAUUGUCCCUUUUCACUCUUUGACAAGACCUUCUGUGUCUGAUUUGUCUCCCCCUGGUGGGGGGGGGUGUAAGCAGCCCAGCCAGAACAUGGACACUCAAAGGAGGGAAGUUGAGGGUGGGGGGGAGAAGGGAGAAGUACCUGUUUCUUGAGGAGAGUAUCCUGGGCUAAGGGAAUCCCAUCUACUGCACCAAACUGAAGAAGGUUCCUUUCCUUUCAGGUAGUGGUUGGCAACCUGGUUGGCUCUGAAGGCCAAACCUCAUUUGUCCUUUACUGGAUUUUAGGCUCAAUCCCUUCCGAGCUUCCCUCCUUUUGCCAGAGCUUCCUUCACCAGGAGUGUUUUCUUUCCCUAAUGUCGCUCCUCUAACCACUGGCAUUUCCCUUUCCAAUCCAGGGAGGCAAUAACUUGGGACUCUGGCUCCGUCCCUUCCGAGCUUCCCUCCUUCUGCUGGCAUUUCCCUUUCUAAUCCAGGGAGGAGAUCUCCUAAACGUUUCCUUUUGCAGGACAGAAUUUGCAGGGGGUGGGGGCAGAAAGGGACUGGAAAGGGACAGAGAAACAGCAGCAGGUGAGGCAUGAAGCUGCCUAGGUAGGUAGGUAGCGGUGGCAGCUUGGGGAGGGGGAUAGCGUUCCCACUUGGUGGUAGUAAUCUGACCUCGGCCAGACCUUGGGUGGCUGGUUGCCAAUCACUACCUUUUUCAAAGGCAUCCUUACCUGCAGUGCAUGCCCCUUGCUUAGUCACGCAUGCACCCCCCCAGAAGAUGGAACUUGUUCCUGAAAAGGGGGGCCUUCUACCCCCCCAACACACUUCCCAGGACCCUUUUCUCAUUUCACACACUCUUUGCUGGUUUCUCUUGGGUUUGUUUUGUAACUGUCUUACUUUACACACUUGAGACGGGGUGGUAGUUAUCCAGUACACCCCCCCUUCCCAAUCUCUGCUCCCACCUCUCUGGGUAAUAUUUUUAAAAAACCUUUCCACCCCUCUGCCUCCUUCGGGCUGUGGAGGGGGAGCCGGGGAAACUCUUGGCUUUUCUACUGAGCUGUAAUUUUUUGACUUUGUUUUGUUAUUUUUGACAGGCUGGAUGGAAUAUGAUAUUUUGAUUUUUUAAUUAUUAUUAUGACUGAUCUGCUGGGUACUUCUGCCCAAUUUCUACCCACCCUCCUGCUCCACAGCACUUGCUCACCUGCAGACGGGCACUAGGAUCUUGGGCACAUGCACCAAAUUUCUCUAGGAAUAAAUCUUUUCCCUUUUUGUAAAAUUGCAAAAA
Rhineura floridana is the source of this 3374-nucleotide messenger RNA. RefSeq names its product vasodilator stimulated phosphoprotein (gene VASP). The record is from RefSeq and is a predicted model, not a curated record. NCBI's taxonomy places the organism in Eukaryota, Metazoa, Chordata, Lepidosauria, Squamata, Rhineuridae. The coding region runs from base 474 to 1667 and encodes 397 amino acids. Gene Ontology annotation, molecular function: profilin binding; SH3 domain binding. The transcript is spliced from 13 exons. Gene Ontology annotation, biological process: positive regulation of actin filament polymerization; axon guidance; neural tube closure.